GGUGGGGAUCGGUCGGUGAUAGCGUCACGCAGUGCCAUCUCCUCGAAUGCAGCGGGUUGUGGAGGAUCAGGAUUUGUGUGCCUUGCCUGGUCAGCUGAUGGAGGCACGUUGGCCGGUCUCUCUGAUCGGCUUUGCAGCUGGCGUCUCAUCACCCGACCAAACACCAGUUGUGCGGUCGGUGGUAGUGGUGGAGGUUUCCACCAAGUGUUGGAUCGCUCGCGUGUGAUCCGCGUCUUCGAUACCACUGACCGUCGCAACCGCCUUUUCGUAUCCUGCGCCUCACCAGGCAGUCCUUACCUCCCUUCCACUCUCAUUGUCCUCGAGGUGCACUCCGGCAUAUGCUUUGUCUUUGACCCUAUUGAAAUGAUUGCUCCCCCCACCUCCAACACUAUCGGUGAUGGUGGUAGUGUCCCAGUAGUUGGCGUGUCAGCGCCGGCAGCGACACUUGCGGCAGCUCCUGUCACCACUAUCCUGUCUGAUGUAACUUCCAUGCUGAACAAAUCGUAG
Hydatigera taeniaeformis is the source of this 507-nucleotide messenger RNA. Lineage: Eukaryota; Metazoa; Platyhelminthes; Cestoda; Cyclophyllidea; Taeniidae. The record is from the annotation of a GenBank genome assembly.